AUGAUGAAUACGGAUCAUGAACGGAGUAGGAGGCAAGAGGAAUCAGAGAUGGAAUCUUUUUUCAUAUUGCCGAGUACUACUUCUCUUCAAAAUUCAACAUUUAAUUCAACAAAUUCGACAUUUGAUAUUUUAUUUUAUAGAACCAAGACAGUGACUGAAGUGAGCUCUUAUUUUCAAUUGAUCUUUGCUUCAUUGAGCUUUUUUUCGUGUGGCGUGACAUUGGUGGUCUAUUGUGGAUUUUCUGAAUUGAGAGGAAGAAAAAACUUUCCAAUUUUGGUUGCGUUUAUUAUUACCGAAGGAUUAAGUUUUGUGAAACAUUUCUUAAUUUUAUUUGGAUACUUUUUUGGAAUUGGUUACGUUGAACAUAAUCCAACAAGAACGGACAAGAAUCUCUGCUUGGCUAUUGGCAUUUUCGAAUAUGUCUUUAAUUUUGUUUCCUACUGUUUUGGUUUUUGCAUUGUCUUGGACUUGUUAAGAGUGGUCUCUAAUCCAAUUAAGGGAAAUAGAAAUUUCCUUAUCUAUCAUUUCAUCAUGUUGUCGCUAGCUCUAUUUUCACUUGUUGGAGUUGUGACAGAAAGCGUUGUUAAAGAAGACAGUAACAACUCUUGUAUUAUUCUUCCAGAUAACUUAAUUCUGGGUUAUGUUAUUUAUUCUAUUAAUUUAUUGAUGGCUUUUAUUGGAUUAAUUAUUUGUGCCUAUGUUUGGACAAGUUUAAGAAAUGGUCUUCCUGGUACUCAACAACUUCGAAAUGGAAUUAUUAUUAGACAAAUAUUAUUUAGUAUUGUUAUCACUAUUUCAUUAAUUGGAACUUUGGUUUCAAGUGUCAUCCUCAAAAGUAGAAUUAGUGACAUUAUGAGCAGUAUGGAUAAUGACAAGAUUGAAGACAUUGCCAUUGUCUAUUUUGUACUAUUUGCUCGUUACAUGUCCUUACUCGUUUCAAGUAUUGAAGGUUUUAUUCUUUCCCUCAUUCUCUUAUCAGAUCCAAUUGUUUUGAGACAUUUGAAACGAUUUAGAAGCUUCUUAUGCAUGCUCACAGAAAAUGACAAGGGUGUGAAUCUUUGGGAUAGAAUCAAAAAAAAGACAACAAAAAGUACAACCAUUCGAUCUCUCUAUGCUCACAUGUUGGAUGGAUUGGACGAUGAUUAUGAACUCGCCUCUCGAAGAAAAUCUCAAAUUCAAAAAGCAAAAGAUUCAUUGUAUCAUCAAAGAUUACUCUUUGAAGGAAUUAUGGACGAAGAAGGUUCUGAAGCUGAUCGUGAGUUGUUUUUGAAAUAUUUGGCACGAGAAGAUGAACGAUUUUUUCAAGACUCUCUUUCCAAUGUGGCGAUUGAUUAUUUAGUGAGACGAGAUUUGAUUUUUUGUGUCUUGUUAGGAACACAAUAUUGCAUGAAACAAUCUGCACAUCAUGAUCAAAUUGUGAAACAGUUCAGUAACUUGGAAAUUACUUCACAUAGAAAUACGUUGUAUGGUUCACCAAUUAUGAAGAAACUUUUCCAUCCAUCCUAUCGAUCUAUUACUCACAAAGGUUUAUUUAAUUGUGUCACGAAACACAAAAUUAGUAUUACAGAGUAUUAUCCAAUGGCUUUCCAUCAUUUGAGAGCUUACUAUUGGGUGGAUAACUUAACUGGAACGAUGAACAUGGGAGAUAUUAUUGAAAUGUACAAACGCCCAUUCGAACCCACAUCAGUCAUUCUCGAAUCAGUCAGAAAUAAUUUUAGUGAAGGAAAAUCAGGUAGUUUCUUCUUGUUCACCUAUGAUUCUCAAUUUAUAAUCAAAACCAUCACCGAUGAGGAAUUGAAACUCUUAUUGGAAAAUAUUCAAUUCUUUUACAAGCACUAUACAACAUUUAGAGAUACCUUAAUUGUGAAAAUAUUUGGAAUUUAUGAACUGAGAAUGACUGCAAACUUUAAAGUCAAGUUCAUUGUGGUCAAUAAUGCACUACAUAGUCGAUUAGCAAAAGAUCGUGGUUCACAUUAUGACACACUUUCCAUCGAUACCAAAUUUGAUUUGAAAGGAAGUUGGAUCAAUCGAACCAAUCUUCCAGAGCUUGAUCAUUAUUCACAAACCCUUAAAAAACGAACAGGAUUCAAGUUAAAAAUCUCAUCCGCAACAUCCGAAGGCAUUCAAGAAAUUUCAGCCUCUUCUCAAAGUCCCAAUACCUUGCUCUUAGAUAAUGAUUUUCACAAGAAACGAAAACUUGUGUUGGAGAGCAAACAAAUUUAUACUCGUCUCAUACAACAAUUAGUGAUCGAUUCAAACUUUUUAAAGAGUGUGAAUAUUAUGGAUUAUUCUUUACUUGUUGGAAUUGCAGAAGAUGAUCCAACUGUAUUUGCCGUAGAACCUCUUCCCAAUGAAAUUCAAUUCUAUGAACCCUUUCACAAGGUCUAUAAGGGAGGAAUUGAAGCCGUGGACUUGGACACUACUUUCAAUCGCUCGGUCGUUCUCUUUGUUUCCAUCAUUGACAUUUUACAAUUAUUUAAUAUUGAAAAGAAAGUUGAAACUCUAUUCAAAACCAAAAUAUUACGAAAAGAUCCAUAUGGAAUUAGUAGUAUCGAGCCAGUUCAAUACGCAGAACGAUUUCAAACCAAUGUACUCUCAAAAUUCACAUGUCGAGAAGAUUUCUAUCUCCACAAAUUGAAUUCCAAUUCGAGUGUCUCUCCAUUGAGCUCAUCCACACCUUCAUACAUUUCGAGUGGAAUUUCAAUUGCUAGUCAUGAUCCAAUGGGAACAAGAAAUUAUAGAACAGGAAGUGAAAUGGCCUUUUCGGCAACACCUGUCGUUUCUUCGUUUGCAAGUGUGGAUCGAUUUAAUCAUUUACAUUCACAACAACAACCAUUCAUGAGACAAGAGCAAGAGGAAGGAAAUUCUCGAGAUGAUAGUAAUGAGAUUCUUUUGACCAAUGAAUAUAAGAACAUUAAACUUUGA
Messenger RNA from Naegleria lovaniensis, 2925 nucleotides. RefSeq lists its product as uncharacterized. The record is from RefSeq and is a predicted model, not a curated record. Gene Ontology annotation, molecular function: phosphatidylinositol kinase activity. The coding region runs from base 1 to 2925 and encodes 974 amino acids. The transcript has a single exon. Gene Ontology annotation, biological process: phosphatidylinositol metabolic process. Lineage: Eukaryota; Heterolobosea; Eutetramitea; Acrasida; Naegleriidae.